Molecule: messenger RNA, 2213 nt
Organism: Corythoichthys intestinalis (scribbled pipefish)
Lineage: Eukaryota; Metazoa; Chordata; Actinopteri; Syngnathiformes; Syngnathidae
Gene: sar1ab
Product: secretion associated, Ras related GTPase 1Ab
Exons: 7
Coding region: 88-684 (198 amino acids)
Biological process (GO): intracellular protein transport; endoplasmic reticulum to Golgi vesicle-mediated transport; membrane organization
Cellular component (GO): endoplasmic reticulum exit site; COPII vesicle coat
Molecular function (GO): GTPase activity; GTP binding
Source: RefSeq, a predicted model, not a curated record
GUCAAACUUGGAUAGUGCUUUACAGCCGACGGGACUGACUGCGUACGGUGUGAUCAUAAACAGGUUGGAACAUGGUAGCCCAGCACCAUGUCUUUUAUUUUUGACUGGAUCUACAGAGGCUUGAAUGGCGUCUUACAACUUCUAGGAUUGUACAAGAAGACUGGCAAGUUGGUGUUCCUUGGAUUGGACAAUGCUGGCAAAACGACAUUACUGCACAUGCUCAGAGAUGACAGGCUGGGCCAGCACGUACCCACUCUGCACCCAACAUCUGAGGAGCUGACCAUUGCUGGAAUGACCUUUACCACAUUUGACCUGGGGGGUCACACACAAGCACGACGCAUCUGGAAAAACUACCUCCCAGCCAUAAACGGUAUCGUCUACAUGGUGGACUGUGCCGAUCGCGAGCGACUAGCUGAAGCCAAAGUGGAGCUGGAUGCUCUUUUGACAGAUGAUACGAUCUCAAAUGUGCCGGUUCUCAUCCUGGGAAACAAAAUCGAUCGACCGGAAGCCAUCAGCGAGGAUGCGCUUCGAGGGAUAUUUGGUCUGCAGGGACACACGACUGGAAAGGGCAAUGUGUCCAGGAAGGAGCUGAAUUUGAGGCCAAUUGAGAUUUUUAUGUGCAGCGUCCUGAAAAGACAAGGUUACGGCGAAGGAUUCCGCUGGCUGUCCCAAUACAUUGACUGAUUCAGUGCAAAUUGAUACAGAUUCCAACAGUGAUUUACAAAACAACACUACCUGCAAACAUUUGAUUUACAUGUGUUGCAAUAAUAAUUUCGAAUGUGCCAGCUGGGAAUGCAUUUUAUGUUGAAGAAAAUAUCCUUUGAUAGAAAAAGAUAAUACCGCUGCAAGUCAAAGAUUAUUUAUUGAGUAUAACCAAGGAUCCUCUUGCUAUGGGAUUUUACCUUUGGGUGCCAAAGAGAAAGUGUCAUCACCAACCAGUCAUGGCUUAUUUUUAGCAGCGGGUGUUGACUUACAGCAAAGGUCGGUUUGUUUAAAGUUUUGUGGACCGUGUUAAGAUGCACUGUAGCUAUUGAAACACAUGUUGUAUCCAAUUACUCACUUGAAAUAAAUGGAAAGUUUUUUUUUUUCUGUUGGGGGGUGGAAAACAGGGUUUACCACGAAAAGCUCAAAGUGUUUUAAUUUCCUUUUUCUCCAUCUGUGAGAUUCAAAGACUACAGAACAGUGUUAUAUAGUUGGAAUUAAUGCUUGAAGGUGGCAUAUAAUAUGUGGAAAAUUACAAGAUUGGAGUACUUUGUGAUUAGUAGCUGCUUACAACAUGCAGUGAUAUUAUGAGAGUACUUCCACGGUGGGCUUUAACAGCACGUGUUCGAAAAUAAUGGUUGAUGUGUUUCCAAAUAUUAUUUGUACAUAGAAAAAAUAUUAUUUAUAUAUUUACAUGAUGGAGGCCUAAUUAUCUCUGAAGCUGUUACAAAAGAUGGGACAAAAUGUUAUUUAAGAUGGGUUUGAAUAAACACUUUCUACAAACUUCAUUUCUUUUGAAUGAAUUAUUACGAGAAUGAAAUGUUAAUAUUCCUGCAAAUUGAACUACUUCAUAUCGUCAUGAAUUAUUAAUAUUGUUGGUUUCUAAAUUGUAUGCAUUUGUAUGUAUAGAUUUAAGGUUGGGUAAGAUGUUGCGCAAUGGCGGAUGAAAAACUUAUGAAGAUCCUAUGAACUUUAUUUCAUUACAUAUGAGAGUUUACUGGAAGGAAAUUACUACAAGCUAUUCAAAAAGCUAUUCAAAAAAUUAAGAGGUCAUACAAAUGAGGAAUUUAAAUUGCCUGUUGAGAAAAAAAAACGGUCGUAUUCAGUUAGAAAAAAGCAGCAACAGAAAGAGACUACUUAAAUUCCUAGAAAUAGGGUUUGGCGACAGAAUAACAUAGGUAAUACAUAUUCAGAUGGUAAUUGAUUGAAUUAAGAAGGAAUUAUUGACGGAUUUACAAAUGGCUUGGUUUAUAACAAACUGCAAAUUUCUUUUGAAGCAACACUCGGUAACUUUUCAGUUUUGGUCGAUUUUAGCGACGCAGUUGGACAAAAGUGGUAGUGUUUUGGCUUAAGGAAGACUGCGUUUCCCAUGAGGACCAUCGCGUGUCUAAAAAUCCUAAUCUCCCAGUCGCCUGCAUGGAUCCGUUUCCAGCGGUUGUGUGAAGGAUGAAUAGUAAUGAGGUAAUCCAGCUAUGGCAAAACAAUAGCAUAUGACGAUGUUGACAACGAGA